ACCUACCCUCCCACCCACCUACCCACCCACCCAUCAUCACACCCCGUGUGUGUGUGGGGGGGAGGGUGGAUAAACUCGUCUCCCCGCGAGUCCAGCCGUCCUCAUGGAUCUCAUCCUGGCGCUUGUCAUUGCCCACGCUUCGGCUCUAGAAGAGACCCUUCUGGACAGCACUCAGGAACUCUCCGAACUAGGAUGGAUCACAGACCCAGACACUGGGUGGGAGGAGGUGAGCGGCUACGAUGAGCACCUCAACAUGGUGCGCACCUACCAGGUCUGCAACGUCUUCGCCGGUCCACCCACCGGGCCGCCGGCUUCCCCUCCCGGCACGGGCUCCUCCUCGCCAUCUCCCCCGCCGGGCUCGGGCAAACACCGGCCGGCGGCGGUGGCGGCGGCCCGCGGCGGUGGCGGAGAAGCCGGAGGCGGGGACGGCGUGGCCCGUGAGGCACCAGCACCGGCGGAGGAGGCGGCGGAGGCGGCGGAGGCGGCGGAGGCGGCGGAGGCGGCGGCGCAGGAGAACUGGCUGGUGACGCCGGUGAUCCGCCGCAGGGGCGCCCGCCGGGUGCUCGUGGACGUGCGCUUCACGGUGCGCGACUGCGCCACCAUCCCCGGCGCCGGCUCCGGCUGCCAGGAGGCGCUUGCCGUGUUCGUCCGGGAGGAGGAGGAGGAGGAG
Petromyzon marinus (sea lamprey) is the source of this 670-nucleotide messenger RNA. The record is from RefSeq and is a predicted model, not a curated record. NCBI's taxonomy places the organism in Eukaryota, Metazoa, Chordata, Hyperoartia, Petromyzontiformes, Petromyzontidae.